AUGCCGCGUCUCGACGAAAGCACCGACGCCCUCCUGCGCGUCGGUUCAGAUGCCCAGAAGCACGUCCGACGUGUCUGGCACGGAUUCUCCGACUUCGUCCUCCGUGACAAUGUGUUGGAAGUCUCUAUGGGUUUGAUUCGGAAUUUGGAUGACAAGUUUGCGGUCCUGAAGCCAGGACCGAGCUAUGUGAGUGAUGGGUAUAAUACGCUACAGCAGGCGCGCGAUGAUGGUGCCUUGGUUAUGGCUUAUGGUCAUGAUGGACUUAUCAAGAGUCUGGUUCCAUGCAGAUAUUGCGGGAAGAAGAUCCACGAAGCGGCCAAGCGGUGUAUUUUCUGCUCUAGUUGGCAGGAUGGAAGAGAAGAUCUUCCACCUUCUCAAUGA
Paecilomyces variotii is the source of this 381-nucleotide messenger RNA. RefSeq names its product putative ion channel. Lineage: Eukaryota; Fungi; Ascomycota; Eurotiomycetes; Eurotiales; Thermoascaceae. The record is from RefSeq and is a predicted model, not a curated record. The coding region runs from base 1 to 381 and encodes 126 amino acids. The transcript is spliced from 4 exons. Gene Ontology annotation, molecular function: mechanosensitive monoatomic ion channel activity. Gene Ontology annotation, biological process: intracellular water homeostasis; monoatomic ion transport.